AUGGAGGCGAGGAGGAGAAGGGCAGAGGCGCUGAGGGCAGAGCGUGAGAGGCUCCAGGCAGAGGCAGCAGCAGCAGCAGAGGUAGCAGCAAUAGCAGCAGCAGCGGAAGCAGCAGCAGAAGCAGGAGCAGGAGCAGAGGCAGCAGCAGCAGCAGCAGAAGCAGAAGCAGAAGCAGAGGCAACAGCAGCAGCAGCAGCAGCAGAAGCAGCAGCAGCAGCAGAGGCAGAAGUGGAGGCAGCAGCAGCAGAGGCAGUAGCAGUCCCACCACCAGCAGUCCCACUACCAGCAGCAGCAGUGGACGAAGCUGCUGAGAUGGCGCUACCUGCUAAAGCAAGUGCAGGAAACGCAACGCUUGUUAAGGCAACAUCAGCGCCAGCAAUUGAGAAGGCCUGA
Messenger RNA from Fopius arisanus, 393 nucleotides. Its product is annotated as ice-structuring protein-like. Bases 1 to 393 code for a protein of 130 amino acids. The record is from RefSeq and is a predicted model, not a curated record. The transcript is spliced from 3 exons. Lineage: Eukaryota; Metazoa; Arthropoda; Insecta; Hymenoptera; Braconidae.